CCCUCCUCCCCCCACCACCCCCGUCCACUACUGUAGAGCCCUUCCUUAGCCUAUUUUCUUCCCGGAGCUCUUUUCUACUUCUUACCCCAACCCUUUAGUCCGCCCCUUGAGAAUAGGUUCGUAGCCUACCUUUUUAGCCCACUCUCUUAGGCGUAUUUAGCUCACCUUCUUAGCCCCACACGUACUACAGCUCCACUAUUGGUGGGGGUUAUGUCUCAUAUCUCAAGACCACUUGCUAAUGAUGAAAAAUUGCAUGAUCGACAUUUGAAAUAAGUGACUGUUGUACUUAUUCGAUUAGAAUCAGCCCUUCUCCACAUCUAGCCAUUGUUCACUCGUGACGAAGAAUGAUAGAAGCCUGGGAAUAUCUCCUUCAUUACUACGGCAUAGUGUCACAGCCAUGGAAGACAGCAUUCACUAUGUCCAGGGCCAGUCUCCUUCAGAGGCAGGUAAAGCUGAGGACGACGGAGAGCAGACCGGGGGGGACAAGAAGCAAAAGGAGAACACGGCCUAUGCCAAGAAGAUCGUCUUCAGGUUGGCUGGACUAAUGGGUCUCGGUGGGGCUGUUAGCAUCGUCUACAUAUUUGGCACCAAUUCAGUUGACGAACAAGGAAAUCAGAUUUCUGACGAGUUUGACAAAGACCCACCGGUGGUCCAGCAGCUGAGAAGAACUUUCAAGUACUUCCAGGACUACAGACAGAUGAUCAUCGAGCCCACCAGCCCCAAAUUGCUGCCCGACCCCCUGAAGGAGCCCUACUACCAACCUCCAUACACAUUGGUCCUGGAGCUCACUAAUGUGCUGGUACACCCGGAGUGGUCGCUGGCCACUGGGUGGCGCUUCAAGAAACGUCCAGGCAUCGACUACCUGUUCCAGCAGCUUGCCCCGCUAUACGAGAUCAUCAUCUUUACCACCGAGACUGGCAUGACGGCGUAUCCGCUGAUUGACAGCAUCGAUCCUCAAGGUUUCGUCCUGUAUCGCCUCUUCAGAGACGCUACGCGCUACAUGGAGGGUCAUCAUGUGAAGGAUGUGUCGUGUCUGAAUCGUGACAGCAGCAAGGUGAUCGUGGUGGACUGCAAGCGGGAAGCAUUCAGCCUGCAGCCUUUUAACGGGAUGGCCUUGAAGAAAUGGGACGGCAACUCCGACGACCGAACACUCUACGAUCUUGCCAACUUCCUGAAGACUAUCGCUCUGAGCGGUGUGGACGACGUCCGCUCGGUGUUGGAGAACUACGCCAUGGAGGACGACCCCAUUGACGCAUUCAAACGCAGGCAGGCACAGCUGGCACAGGAGGAGGAGCAGCGCCUGUCAGAGCAGUCCCAGCAGAAGAAACAAGGAAUGUCUCUGGGCUCCAUCGCCUCGCGCUUCUGGCGCUCGAAACAACAGUGAGCCCCGCCUCCUCUCUGACUCACACUAGUCGCUGCCACUGAGGGGAGGGGCCAGAGGACAGCCGGGGGAGGAGCCUUGGUCGCAGAUCAUGUUUUGGUGAGAUGGGCCUUGGCGCCCAAAGGACACGAGCAGCCUCCAAUGACAUGAAAGAAACACUUCCUGCUUUUUGGAUGAGAGGUUUUGUGGAGGGGGGGAGCGGCUUAUUGGACAAAUGAGGAGGGAUGCGGGUCAGGUGAAAACUCUUAGGAAUGCCAGAGCCGCCAUCGCCAUUUCGACCUCAAGAUCUGACCUGAGAACUCCAACCACCCCCCAUCCCCUCCGCCAAAAUGUCUGUCUGUUGUCUGCGAGCUCACUGACGGACUGACGGUGGACUCGUCUUUGUAUCAAUAAACACAAACACCACCACAUCUUCGUUGGCAUUUCAUUUCAACGUGAUGACGGUGAAACAAAACAAAGAUGGUGACGCCAAACAUCCUUCUUUUUUUACCAACUAUUUAUUGCGAAUAUGUCUUCGUGCUUCGUGGCGUCUGCUCUUCAUCAAACACACGAAGGGCUUCCUCUCCACAGAACCAGUACCAGAACUCUCAGAGUUCCUCCUCGUGCUCUCAUGCGUUGUCCUGCUGCACUUUGGACUCCAGCCGAGCCCGCUGUGGUUCUGCUUGUUGAAGGCGGUGUGAAGUGUUGUAUGAUGGCGUCUCCAAUAAAAGGAACCAAUCAG
Messenger RNA from Doryrhamphus excisus (bluestripe pipefish), 2102 nucleotides. It is a transcript of the gene timm50, whose product is annotated as translocase of inner mitochondrial membrane 50 homolog (S. cerevisiae). The record is from RefSeq and is a predicted model, not a curated record. Lineage: Eukaryota; Metazoa; Chordata; Actinopteri; Syngnathiformes; Syngnathidae.